UUCAUUUCUCUUUUCAACAAGAUGACCCCACCAUCUCUGCCCAUGUCUAUGCCUGCCUUCUGCCUCUCUUCUUGGAUGAAAGAGCAUCACCUACAUCUCAACCUCUCCAAGACAGAACUCCUGGUUAUACCAGCCCACCCAUCAAUUGAACACCACCUUACCAUUCAGCUCGGAUCCUCAACUAUAACACCCACCAAGUCUGCAAGGAACCUGGGGGUGAUGCUCAACGACCAGCUAAAAUUCACGUUCCACAUCGCAGCAACCACUCGAACUUGCAGGUAUGUGCUCUACAACAUCAGGAAAAUCAGGCCGUUCCUGUUGGAGCAUGCCUCUCAGCUGCUAGUCCAAGCUCUGGUCAUAUCAAGACUGGACUACUGCAAUUCUCUACUGGCUGGCCUUCCAACCAAUGCAGUCAAGCCCUUGCAAAUGAUCCAGAAGGCAGCUGCACAUCUAGUUUUCAAUCAGCCUAAAAGAACCCAUGUAACACCCCUCCUGAUUUCACUUCACUGGCUUCCAGUUGCCGCCCGCAUCAAGUUUAAAUCUCUGACACUGGUCUUCAGAACAAUAACGGCAAAUUCGCCCGUUUACCCUAACUCACUGUUCCAGGUCUACAUCCCCUCCCGUCAUCUUCGGUCUGAAAAUGAGUGACGCCUAGUUUUUUCAUCACAGCGAGGCACCAAAUCGCUUGCAAAAACCUUUACUCAUUCGGUUACCCUGUGAUGGAAUGAAAUGCCAGCCUCCACCCGAACUGCAGCAUCCUUCACAACUUUCAAAAAACAGCUCAAAAUUUACCUGUUCCGCAUUUAUUGUACUAACCAAUAACUGUCUGACCA
Triplophysa rosa is the source of this 833-nucleotide messenger RNA. RefSeq lists its product as uncharacterized. NCBI's taxonomy places the organism in Eukaryota, Metazoa, Chordata, Actinopteri, Cypriniformes, Nemacheilidae. The transcript has a single exon. The coding region runs from base 22 to 648 and encodes 208 amino acids. The record is from RefSeq and is a predicted model, not a curated record.